This is a messenger RNA of Tetrahymena thermophila SB210, 1224 nucleotides long. RefSeq lists its product as hypothetical. NCBI's taxonomy places the organism in Eukaryota, Ciliophora, Oligohymenophorea, Hymenostomatida, Tetrahymenidae. The record is from RefSeq and is a predicted model, not a curated record. The transcript has a single exon.
AUGGAAAACUAAACAUUAUUUUAUUAAUCCUUCAAAGAAACAUCCCAUAAUAAAAAACAAAAAAAUGAUGAUAAAGCAGAUUAGAAUGACUUAACAUAAAAGAAAGAUGACUAGAUUGCCAAAGUAAACAAAAAUAAAAACAAAAAUCGUUGUGGUACAAUGCCUAUUUCAUUUUUACUGAGUAAAUUUAUUUCCACAGAAAGUAACUUGGUUUUAGUUGGAGAUAUUUUGUUAGAAAUAUUUCAUAAAGAAGAAGACGAUAUAGAUUAAUUGCUAAGACAGGCUUCGCUACUUUAGGAUAAAAAAUAUGUGAACAACAUCACUUACUUCAAAAAUAAAAAUAUAAUCCAAGUUUCACAUAACAAUAAAAUUUAGGGUUGUUGUGACUUUUAGAAUAUCAUAUAAGUUUUAUUGUAAAGUUAGAAUUAAAAUAAUAUGGUUUUGGCUGAAGAACUAUAAAAAUAUUGGUAUCAUAUCUUUACUGUAGAAUUACUUUACAAAUCCCUAAUAUAAAAUAGAGGAUUCGAAUACUUGAAUGAGAUUUAGCAAAGCUUUUAUAGUUAAAAUAUAGAUAGAUUUUUAUCUUAAAAUAAUUUGGAAGAAUGUCAUGCUUAUUUUUGCAUUUCUUUACUUGAAAAAAAUGAAUUAGGAAUACCAUUAAAUGUAUAAUAUGGAAUAAGUGAGAGUCUUUGUGCGAUAUUGGGUUGUGGGCCUAAUGAAAUGUUAGAAUUGCUGUCAAAAACUAUGCACAUUAACUUAUUUUUAGGCAGAGAAUAUAUGCCUUACACAAACUUGCAAGUUUUAGACGCCAUAAGAUUUAAUUAGUAGUUUUAUCUAUUGAGUGAGGUCUAAUAAUGGGAAUCUGAGGGUAAAAUGUAUACUCUUGAUGGAAUAUUUAUCAAAUUUAAUGUAAAAGCUACUCAACUACUUUGCAAAGUAGACGGAUAUAAUAUAGCUGCUUUUGUUUAAACAGAGUUUAUCUUAGAUUCUACGUAGAUCCAAAAUAUAAUCUAAAUAAGGUAAUCUAAAUAUAAUUACUAUAACUCAAGAAAUAUUCUUGAUUUUUUGAUUACUGAUAACUUUUCCAACCAACUAGGCUUAAAAUUUUUCAAUUACAUUACUGAUAAAAAUAAUUUUAAACCUCCCUCCUCUCAAGAUAUAUAUCCUCAUAGAACAUGCAAAUAUAGAUAAAUAGAAGUUUAAAAAAGUAUUAAAGAUGAGUGA